CAGCUUUCUGAUAAAGUAUCAGAGGAACGCAGAAAGGGACACAAUGUGAUAGUGUUGGGUGGAGAUCAUAGUCUCGGGAUUGGUUCUGUGCACGGCCAGAUAGAAGCUGAAAAGGAAAAGCCUGUACUACUAUGGAUAGAUGCACACAGCGAUAUUAAUACGCCGAAGACAUCGCCUUCUGGUAAUGCCCAUGGAAUGCCAGUCGCCUAUCUGAUUGAAGAAAUGAGAAACCAAUUGCCCGAGAUUCAGCAAUUCAAUUGGGUGAAUCACUCGAUCAAAGCCAAAGACUUGGUUUAUAUUGGACUUCGUGAUAUUGACGUCGGGGAAAUACAAACUAUGAAGAACCUGGGUGUGAAAUUCUUUUCAAUGCAAGAAGUUGAAGAAUACCCUAAGGCUGAAGGAGGAAUUCCAGCAGGUUUGACAUUGAGAGAAGCGUUAUACAUUGCCGAGGUCAUAUUCCAAACAGGUCGAAUGACUGUGCUGGAUGUGGUUGAACUGAAUCCAGAACUUGGAACAGAGACGGAUGCCAAGACGACAACCGACAAUACAGUCCUGGUCAUUGAACAUUAUUUUGGCAAAAAACGGAUGGGAAACUUGUCUUAAGGUGUCACCUAAACCUUCGUUUGAAUAAUCCGGUGGAUCCAUUACAAUUCACAGCCGCUAUACUCCCCCUCUAAUAGCCAUUAAUCUCUCUCCAUCCCUCCCCUUCUAACAGCCACUAUAUUCUCAAUCCCGCCUCUCACACAAUGUCCAGCUUCAACUAUGAAUUGCUCUAUUUUAAUUAUUCACGAUGAUUCAUUUAGAUAAUUAUGUGGGGUUUUUUCUUAUACAAUCUAUUUAAUACUAGACUCUUGUAUUUUUUACUGUGUUCUACAUACAUACAUGCAUACACACACACAUACAUGUAUGAAUAUAUAUACAUACAUAUAUCAAUAAACCCGACGAAUGGGUGUUAUGCCAUCUGUUAUGGUAUAGCUGCAAAAGUACUUCAUUAAGAGAUUCGAAUCAUACAGGUAGGUGUGUGAACGUUUGCUAUAGUCGUAAGAGGACGCUAUAUAUUCUCCCGGGUCUUCAGGUUACACCUUAAUUAAAACAGGUAAAUAGUGAUAUCUUCCUAAGGUCCACGCUUGCAGAGAAAGGAAAAGAGUAAAAGUGGUGAGCUUCAACUAUUCUAGCCAGGAAGUUUAUUAAUUCCCUACCACCACCACCACUGCAUGUAAUGAGCCUCUUUAAUUAAGACUAGAAGUGGAUAAAAUCGAGUAUCCAAGGAAACCGGUGAUUACCUGUACCGGUAAAUAUAAAUCAAUAUAAAAUUUGAAAGACCCCAAAAGUUGAAGGUAAAAUUGAAGAAAAUACUGUUUCAUCGAAUUGAUCUUUCCUGUUAAGGUGCGUGUAUAUAUAUAUAUAUAUAUAUAUAUAUAUAUAUAUAUAUAUAUAUAUAUAUAUUACUAUUUUGCUUUGGCAUAGCGACAGUAAUAACUUGAGGUUAGAGUACGCACCUGCUUCAGAAUAAAGCGUUUGUCGAUUGCAGAGCGUAAUAUGAAAUUAAAUGAGAGACAAAGAGACGGGAAAUUAUGUAAUAAACCUCAUUGCAUAAUCCCCUGCGUGUGUGUGUGUGUGUGUAUGUAUGUGUUUGUAGGGAUUACAAAUUAAUAAAUCGACAGAUGCAAUAUUUUGCAUAAAUAUAUACAUAUAUACAGAAAUUAACUUUUGUUCUUGUUAAACCUUAUUUUCAUGAGAUAAAUAAAAAUGUUGACAGCCA
This is a messenger RNA of Octopus bimaculoides (California two-spot octopus), 1762 nucleotides long. Its product is annotated as arginase-1-like. The record is from RefSeq and is a predicted model, not a curated record. Gene Ontology annotation, cellular component: cytoplasm; cytosol; nucleus. Lineage: Eukaryota; Metazoa; Mollusca; Cephalopoda; Octopoda; Octopodidae. Gene Ontology annotation, molecular function: arginase activity; manganese ion binding.